Mycetomoellerius zeteki is the source of this 2403-nucleotide messenger RNA. RefSeq names its product sodium-coupled monocarboxylate transporter 1. Gene Ontology annotation, molecular function: symporter activity. Lineage: Eukaryota; Metazoa; Arthropoda; Insecta; Hymenoptera; Formicidae. The transcript is spliced from 15 exons. The record is from RefSeq and is a predicted model, not a curated record. Gene Ontology annotation, cellular component: membrane. Bases 514 to 2403 code for a protein of 629 amino acids. Gene Ontology annotation, biological process: sodium ion transport; transmembrane transport.
UCGUUCGUUUUGUACUCCAUACUUUGUGCCUAUUGUCAGUUUAAUUAGAAGAUUGUCACAAUGACACUAUCGUGAUGCGCGUAAUCGCGGCGCGGCGCAACGCUCCGAACUCUUUUAGGUUCCGCCAUAGUUCGCGUGAUCUUUGUCAAGGUAGUCGUCUCUUGGCUUUCGCGAUAGAUUCAUCAUCACGCCAUCCUUAUUUGUUAAUGACGACCGAUUCAUCCUAAUGUAGUCUUUACCUUAUUAAUAAUCUUGCGCACGUUUAUAUUUUUAAAACUAAAUUAUUGUCGGUUUAUUUUACACACCUAUGAAAUACAAUCUCUAAUCAAUAUUUCGCAAUACGAGUGAUAAUUUGUCAUUUCAAUGUUUAAUAAUUAUAGUUCGUUUUUUUUAUUCACGCGCUAAAGUGAUUUAAGUGAGUAAAGAAAUCAUCAAUUCGAAAAUUUAAAAUCGGCAGAUCUCGAGAACGAAAUAUUUCUUCAACAUAUUUCAUCAGAUUCAUUGUAUAACGAGAUGACUUCGGAGGGAACUUCAAAUGAUCUAAGUCUAGCAAAAUGGGCGCCAGAAACGCCUACUGUCCAGGAAAUCAUCCAAUCUAUGCAGAAUUUCAGUAUGUCGGACUAUACUGUAUUCGCUGCAAUGUUGGUUGUAUGUGGCAUUGUUGGUAUUUACUUCGGCUUCGUAAAGAAAUCCUCGGGCGAAGAUGAAUAUCUGGUCGGCGGGAGGAAUAUGAGCACAUUUCCAAUCAGUCUCAGUUUGUUAGCCAGUUUUAUAUCAGGUAUCUCGUUAUUGGGUACACCAACGGAGAUUUAUGUACACGGCACAAGUUAUCUAUUCCUUUGUUGUGCGAUCGUUUUUGUCACCCUUGUCACAUCCGCCGUAUAUUUGCCAGUUUUUCACGAUCUGAAACUCACCAGCACUUAUGAAUAUCUCGAAAAGCGUUUUGAUAAAAGGAUGAGGCUACUAGGUUCAGUCCUGUUUUCUAUCAGUAUCAUAACUUGGCUUCCAAUUGUCAUCUACGUACCUGCAUUGGCCUUCAAUCAAGUUACCGGAGUAAACGUACACAUAGUUACACCUUUUGUGUGUAUCGUUUGCAUAUUCUACACUUGUGUGGGUGGUCUCAAGGCAGUAGUAUGGACAGAUUUCUUUCAGACUUUCAUGAUGUUCGGCUCCAUGUUAUUAAUUAUAGUCAAAGGCACAGCGGACGUUGGUGGAUUGUCGCUAGUAAUUCGAAGAAAUCUAGAAUCGGGAAGACUCGAAUUUCCUGCGACGGAUUGGAGUCCUAUGACGAGACACACAAUUUGGGCGCUUACUAUCGGUGGCUUCAUACAUUGGUUACAAAUCACCGCUAUUAAUCAAAACAUGAUUCAACGAUAUUUAUCACUUCCUACUUUACAAUCAGCAAGAAGAGCACUUUGGUGUUUUAUGAUCGGCGUAACAAUAUUGGUUCUUAUGUGCGGAUAUUCUGGCUUGUUGAUUUAUGCCUGGUAUCAUGAAUGCGAUCCCCUUACGACUAAGUUAGCACGAGCCAAGGAUCAACUACUACCGUUGUUAGUUAUGAACGUUUUAGGAGACUUUCCGGGACUACCGGGCCUCUUCGUAGCUGGUGUAUUUAGUGCCGCACUUAGUUCAUUAUCAACCGGUCUAAACUCCAUGGCAGCCGUAGUGCUGGAGGAUUUUGUUAAGCCCUUUAUAAAGACUCCUUUUACGCCUAGGGGUGCUGAUAUCUUUAUGAAGCUGACGGUUGUCGUUUUAGGAAUAAUUUGCGUUGCUCUCGUUUUCGUCGUCGAGCAGGCGGGCACUCAUGUGUUACAGUUGUCUAUGAGUCUAGGCUCCAUUACCAACGGACCAGCCUUUGGCAUUUUCAACAUGGGAAUGUUAUUACCAUGGAUUAAUGGCAAGGGUGCUCUAAUCGGAGGAAUAGCAGGUUUGAGUUUCAUGGGUUGGCUUGGUCUUUCUGCCGAAGCAGCUAUCACCAGUGGAAAAAUUAAAUUCGAUAUGAAACCCGUAACCACAGAAGGAUGUACUUAUUCAUUUCCACAAGUAGAGAAUUUAUUAUUAUCUGCACCACCAGAUUCAAUUUUGAACAACGUUGGAGAGGAACCAUUGGCAUUGUUCCGGCUCAGUUAUCUUUGGUAUACCACGACUGGUGCCAUAGUGACUAUUAGUGUCGGUCUCAUCGUAACUUUGAUUACCUCCGAAGAUAUUGAAAAGUUAGAUCCGAUGGUCGUAGCACCAUUUAUAAGAAAAUAUUUAAAGACUUCAAAGAGAGAUAUUACACACGAAGAACUUCAGCAAGUCAAGGUUGCAAAGUCGAAAGAAAUGAUAGCGUCUUGUACUAUCAAUGAAGAUGAUAAAUUAUUAUCACAAGGAACUCAAGGACAUGAUAUAAUAAAUAAGUAA